UAUUCAAUACGGAAGUAAAUGUUUUAUAACUACAUGAUAUAUUCGUAGUAGAUGAAAUAUAAAGCAUUUUAUUUUUUUAACUUUUUUAGGAUGAAGGUGAAUGGAAACCAAUAAAUAAUCCUAUUGGAAAAUACAACUUGGUUAAACUUCCAAGAUUUGCAAUGGAACUAGUUAGAAACGAGUGCUCGUCAAACGUAGGUGCAGCUCUAGCAAAUGCUUUACUACAUGACAUUAAACAUCUCCUGAAAGACGACGUUGAUAUAAAAGAUAUUUUGAUUGACAAAUGCAAAUUAGAUAGAGCCAAAUCAAAAGUAAAAACUGUUACUGAAGAUGUGGGCUCAGAACAAAAAAAACAGUUAAUUUGUCUUGGGGUUGAUGGCAAGCUCGAUCAGAUAACUAAAACAAGUAAAAUAAUAAACUCACCUCAAGGAGAAGUACUAAAGAAAUGCAUUGAACCUGAACAUCACCUCACAUUUACUUAUGAAGAUGGAAAAUCGAGUGGAAAUUAUUUGACUCAUAGGACGAUUCCUGUUACUGGUGCUACAGGCUUAGUUCUUGCUACCGAAACGUUCAGUGUUUUACAAGAAUAUAACAGUUUGGAAAGUAUACAAGCUGUUCUUCUUGAUAAUACAGCUACCAAUACUGGACCAAUAAGUGGCUUAGUGGUAAAACUAGAAGAGCUUUUAAAAAGAAAACUACACCUAAUUGGAUGCGCAUUACAUCAAAACGAACUUCCGUUACGAGCUCUUUUUAUAAAACUUGAUGGUGACACAACUGGGCCAAGAAGCUUCAGUGGUCUACUUGGCAAAAGAUGUGCUGAAAAUAUUCAGGAUAGAAAUCAAGUUUUGUUUGAACGUAUUGAAAACCCAAUAGUAGAUGGAUAUAUUCCAGAAGAAAUAUUAAUAGACCUUAGUUGCGAUCAAAGACUUUUGUUUGAAUAUUGCAAAGGAAUAGGCUUUGGUAAAGUUUCUGAUAAAUGGGCUGCCUAUAAAAUUGGACCGCUUAACCAUGCAAGGUGGUUAACUCUAGCUAUUCGCCUUCUCUGUUUAUAUACUAGAGACAAUCAACCAACCGUUUCUUUAAAAAAACUUGUAUACUUUAUUGUUCAAGUUUAUGCUCCAGCAUGGUUCGAAAUAAAAAAAUCUUCAAAAUUCCACGAAUCCCCGCGCCUUAUUUUUUCUACUAUUACUAGAAUAAAUAAUCUCCCCUUUGAUGAUGUUAAACUUAUUGUUAAAAAAAACAUCAAAAAAAAUGCAUUGUGUCUAAAACCUGAAAAUAUUCUUUAUGCCAUGCUAAAAGAUAAUGACAAAAAGAUACGAAACUUUGGUUUUCAAAUCCUACUGGCUCUAAGGCAAAGAGUAAACAACGAAAUUUUGAAAGUAAAUUUGAUGAAAAUUCCGGAAAUUAAUUUUAAUGCUAAUCAUUGGUAUGAGUUGGUUGACAUCAGCAUUACAAAAGUUACAGAGCCCCCUACAACACAACAUUUUUCAAUCGAGCAAAUCCAAUAUAUGAUUGACAAUAACGUUAAACCUGAAAUUUCCGACUUUCCAUCUCACUCCCAGAGUGUUGAGCGAGCGGUAAAACUAGUAUCGGAAGCAUCCCAAUAUGUUUAUGGGUUCGAGAAUCGACACAGUUGCAUUUUAACCAAAUUACUAAGCAGGAAGAUGCGUAAACCAAAUAUUUCAAAAGGACAUUAUUCCCAUUCUUAUGGUGAUAUUUUUUAAUUGAAAAUAUUUUUC
Molecule: messenger RNA, 1739 nt
Organism: Hydra vulgaris (swiftwater hydra)
Lineage: Eukaryota; Metazoa; Cnidaria; Hydrozoa; Anthoathecata; Hydridae
Source: RefSeq, a predicted model, not a curated record